Anopheles maculipalpis is the source of this 1536-nucleotide messenger RNA. It is a transcript of the gene S2P, whose product is annotated as membrane-bound transcription factor site-2 protease. Bases 1 to 1536 code for a protein of 511 amino acids. Gene Ontology annotation, cellular component: membrane; cytoplasm. Gene Ontology annotation, molecular function: protein binding; metalloendopeptidase activity. The record is from RefSeq and is a predicted model, not a curated record. The transcript has 2 exons. Gene Ontology annotation, biological process: membrane protein intracellular domain proteolysis; regulation of response to endoplasmic reticulum stress. Lineage: Eukaryota; Metazoa; Arthropoda; Insecta; Diptera; Culicidae.
AUGGAGCUGAUUGUAAUUUUAGGUAUUGUGGUACUGAUGUACGUGGUGCUUCUGUUUUUCGACGGAUUUUUUAAGAGUUGCAUGCACUAUCCGUACGAUGCAUUCCUGCGAGGGACUGGACUGACGGUAAAGUUCCUUCGGUUGCAGUGGCACACAACCGCACUGAACCGGUCCAUCGUUAAAUGGAGCACGAAGUAUCCGAAAAUACUUGACUGCAGUUUCAAUAUCGGUGUCUACCUGAGCCUAGUUCUGAUGCCAUUCGCAGUAGUGAUGAUCGUCAUAUCUUCCUUGCAAACGAAUCUUCACGGACAAUCCGCACGGGUAGUCACUUCGGGCGGAACCGGUGGAGAUUCUCGCACAGCCGGCCGGCGCUCGAUGGUUGAGAUCGAUCUGGUAGUGCCGGGCGUCAAUUUACCCGUCAACGAAAUCGGGUACUACAUUGCAGCCUUAGCCAUCAACAGUGUAGUGCACGAGCUUGGCCAUGGGCUAGCAGCCGUACUCGAGGACGUGCAGAUUAAAGGCUUUGGACUGCACGUGCUGCUGAUCAUACCGAUGGCCUACACGCAACUCGAUUCGGAUCAGCUGAACACGCUUCGAUUGUGGAAAAAGUUGCGCGUACUGUGUGCCGGCAUCUGGCACAAUUUGGUGCUGGGUUUUUUCACGUACCUGCUAUUUAUCUCCACCCCGCUACUCUUCUCGGCGCUCUAUCGCACCAGUGACGGUGUAAUUGUGACGUCACUUAAAAACAACUCUCCAAUGGCCGGAUCACGAGGACUCGAGCAGGGCGAUAUUAUAAAAUCGAUCAACAACUGCGAAAUCCAUCACGAGGAAAGUUGGUUCGAAUGUUUGCUGCACACAAUUCAUUCACCACCGGCGUACUGUGUUUCGACGGAUUUCGUCCACCUGAACGAUGAAUCCGUACCGAUGUCGCACAAAAAUGAUGGAUUGAUCGAGUGCUGCGGUAGCGAAAAUACAGCGUCCAGCUGCUUCGAGUACAUGGUCGAUGCGAACGAGGACGAUGUAGCGUUACCGCAGCACAUGUGCCUAAACAUACGCAAAACGAUCGAAAAUAGUUUCGGCUACUGCCAGCAUAACGGCCAAUGUUCGGAAGGACACUGCUUUAAGCCGAGCAUCAACAACUACACCACGAUCAUGCAGAUACGGCGCGAAUCCAAACCGGACGUCAUCUACAUCGGUCAUCCAGGCGAUGCGACCAGGACGGUUCGAGUUUCGCGGUUCGUACCCAAGACGGGGCUGUUUGCGCCACGCUUUGCCGAUUCGAUUCAGCUAUUGCUCAAGUAUGUGACCGUGUUUGCGAUCGGAUUAGCGUUCAUCAAUGUUAUGCCGUGCUAUGGCUUUGAUGGGCAACACAUCGUCAACACGCUGCUUUCGGACGGUACCAUCCAGCAGAGGAUACCGCAGAAAAGUAAGCGUGACAUGAUUUCGCUCGUCGUUAACGUUGUAGGCACGUUGUUCGUGUUCAUACUGCUUAUCAAAGUGUUUUGGCUGUCACUAUAUCGGGUAUUGUCUGUGUAA